CUCCACCCUUAAAUCACCAACCCCAUUUCGCCGAUCUUUACUCCAGUCUCGACAGUUGCAAGCUGAGUUUGAUCAGCUUAUUCUCAAUUGUAGACGUGCAGAUUGUAUUCAAGCAUCUCCUUCAACAUCUAUUCACUGAUAACGUCGAGACAAGGAGGCGUGGUGUUGAUAGCAGGGGUUUAACAGAUCGCCAGCCCCACUCUCUGUCGUCGGAUUGGAAUUCAGGAGCGGAGUUUCUGUGAUCCAGUGAUGGAAUUCAGAAUCUCAGGAUGUGUCCAAUCAGUAAUGCUGCUGCUGUGCUUGAGCAUGGUGGCUGCCGCUGCCUCUCAGUCCAUCGCUGACAGGUUCUACCCCUGGACUGACAAUGUGAAGUACCCAAGCAGCAGUCGAAUGCAGCUUACCUUGGACCAGCGAUACGCUGCAGGCGCAGUGUCGAAAAAAUCAUGGACGUACGGUGAAUGGAGUGUGUGCAUGAAGCUGCCCGCAGGGAACUCUGCCGGCACUGUGACGACGUUCUACAUGAUGUCACCACAGGGAGACGCGCAUUGCGAGUACGACAUGGAGUUCCUGGGAAACAGCACCGGACAGCCCUACUUGCUUCACACCAACGUCUUCGUGGGCGGACAAGGGGGUCGCGAGGAACAAACCUACUUGGGCUUCGACCCCACCGCAGACUUUCACUGCUACAAGAUCCGGUGGAGCAAGGACCUGGUUGCCUUCUUCGUGGACGAUGUCGUGGUCCGGAUCUUCCGCAACCUGGAAGACAAAGUGGCUGGGUUCCAGUACUGCAAGUUCAAGGCCUUGGGGAUGCAUGUCAGCAUCUGGGACGGCAGCUCGUGGGCAACGCAGGGAGGGCGUGUGCCUAUCAAUUGGAACAGCGCCCCCUUCGUCGCGACAUAUGAAAACUUCCAGAUGAGUGGAUGUGAGGUGAACUCGAUUGAUAAGAAUGCACCAGUAGGGUGCCAGAGCCACCCUUCCGCGACUGGGAUCCCAGUGACCCGCGAUCAGGUGCUGCAGAUGCAAGCCAGGAAGGCUUCCAUGAUGAAAUACGAUUACUGCACCGACAAAGCGCGCUACAAAGUCACACCUCCCGAGUGUCCUUUCAACAACGUGUACAUGUGAGAGCAUUGCUGUUUGUCACUCCAAGUGUGCUGCUCCGUAUGUUCCGAUUGAUGGUGCUUGCUCGGAGGUGAUCUGCUCCACUCCCCUGGUCGUGGUGAGACUCGUUGUGUGAUGCCAUUACUUCCCUUGCAUUGCCGCUAUGGAGUGCGGUGAUGAUCGACAACGUCCCCCAUAGGCUCAAAGGAAUUAUAUAUUCUAUGAUCUGGUUUCUUGUCCAAUUUCUCUAAUGUUGAUGUUUCGGAUAAAUAUUGUGCUUUGAAAAAGUCCAUCAGGAUCAAAUAAGUUGUUUGCUACAUAAAACUAAAUCAUGGACUUGCAGAUAAAAAAUGUUAAUCUGCGGUUGUUUGGUUGUUAAGUGAUUUUCCAGUGUUGGAUACAGAGAUAAUUUCAAAUAAACCUGCUUUUCUUUUCUUUCUUUC
This is a messenger RNA of Physcomitrium patens, 1541 nucleotides long. RefSeq names its product xyloglucan endotransglucosylase/hydrolase protein 9. The record is from RefSeq and is a predicted model, not a curated record. Gene Ontology annotation, biological process: cell wall biogenesis; xyloglucan metabolic process. Gene Ontology annotation, molecular function: hydrolase activity, hydrolyzing O-glycosyl compounds; xyloglucan:xyloglucosyl transferase activity. Gene Ontology annotation, cellular component: cell wall; apoplast. Lineage: Eukaryota; Viridiplantae; Streptophyta; Bryopsida; Funariales; Funariaceae.